GCCGCGCCAGCUGGACCUGGCCGCGGGUCUGGGUCUACGAUGCCCACCCUGCACAUCGAAGAUUUGCCCGAGAAGGAGAAACUGAAGAUGGAAGUUGAGCAACUUCGCAAAGAAGUGAAGUUGCAGAGACAGCAGGUGUCUAAAUGUUCUGAGGAAAUAAAGAACUAUAUUGAAGAACGUUCUGGAGAGGAUCCUCUGGUGAAAGGAAUCCCAGAAGACAAGAAUCCAUUUAAAGAAAAAGGCAGCCGCAUUAUUAAAUAAAUAACUCUGGGGAGAAACUUCAUCCUCAGUGGAAGAAUUAGUUUAUUUUAGCUUUCCCAAAUAAAACCAAAGUGCCUUUUUAAGGAAGUAAAAAUGAAAUAUAAAGGAGACUUUCUUAAGCACUCUGUAUUAAUAGAUAAAGUUAGGUAUGAAAGCAUAGGUAAUUGUCAACCUUGCUCACUGCACACCUUUUUUGAAAGUACAGCAAUUGUCAGCUGUACAAUUUUGAAAAUAAGAACAUGACAUGCAUGACUCACUUCUUUUAGUAUAUUGCUUGAUGCCUCAAAUAAAGUUUUAUC
Molecule: messenger RNA, 560 nt
Organism: Nycticebus coucang (slow loris)
Lineage: Eukaryota; Metazoa; Chordata; Mammalia; Primates; Lorisidae
Product: guanine nucleotide-binding protein G(I)/G(S)/G(O) subunit gamma-11-like
Exons: 1
Coding region: 40-261 (73 amino acids)
Biological process (GO): G protein-coupled receptor signaling pathway
Cellular component (GO): heterotrimeric G-protein complex
Molecular function (GO): G-protein beta-subunit binding
Source: RefSeq, a predicted model, not a curated record